This is a messenger RNA of Funneliformis caledonium, 924 nucleotides long. Lineage: Eukaryota; Fungi; Glomeromycota; Glomeromycetes; Glomerales; Glomeraceae. The record is from the annotation of a GenBank genome assembly.
AUGGCGAAUAGAACAGUAUCAGAUGCGAUAGCCGUACAUGGAACAAAUCCACAAUAUUUAAUAGAAAAGAUCAUUAGAACUAGAAUUUAUGAAUCACUUUACUGGAAAGAAUUCUGUUUCGGUUUGACGGCCGAGACGUUGAUUGAUAAAGCAAUAGAAUUAACAUCAUUUGGAGGAGAAUAUGGAAAUCAAAGGCCAACAGAAUUUCUUUGUUUGACAUUGAAAUUACUACAAUUACAGCCAAGUAAAGAAAUUGUUUUGGAAUUCAUUAGAAAUGAGGAUUAUAAAUAUUUAAGAGCACUUGGGGCAUUUUAUUUGAGACUGGUUGGUAAUUCACUAGAAAUUUAUCAGACUCUUGAACCUUUGCUUAAUGAUUAUAGAAAAUUAAGAAAAAGAACAAACGAUGGUGACUUUGAAAUUGUUUGUAUGGAUGAAUUCAUUGAUGAGUUGUUAAGAGAAGAAAGAGCAUGUGAUACAAUAUUGCCUAGAAUAUUAAAGCGGUACGUAUUGGAAGAAAAUGGAGAAUUAGAGCCUCGUGAAAGCAUAGAGAAAUCUUCAGACAAUGAAUCUGCUACUGAGUCGCCUAAAGAGAAUAAUAAGAAUAGGAAUAGAGGUAAAAGUAGUAGAAGGAAUAGAAGUUAUAGUAGAUCAAGAACUUCUCCGUCAAGGAGAUAUAGUAGGAGCAGAUCAAGGUCACCUAAGAGAAGAGGCGGAGAUUGGAGGGCUGAUAGAUAUGUUCCAAGUGAUAAUCGUGGUAAUAGAAGGCGUAGGCGUAUAUCAUAUUCCCGUUCCAGAUCACGCUCGAGAUCAAGAAGUUAUGAUCGAUAUGAACCAAGUUACCGUAGAGGUAAAUCAUUCUCCUCUUCUUCAUAUCGACCUUCACGCCAUAGAUCUUAUACAAGAAGUCUCAGUAGAGACAAGUGA